This is a messenger RNA of Notechis scutatus (mainland tiger snake), 831 nucleotides long. Lineage: Eukaryota; Metazoa; Chordata; Lepidosauria; Squamata; Elapidae. The record is from RefSeq and is a predicted model, not a curated record.
AUCUUCCUGUCCCUAUUUCAGGCUUUCACACAAUACAGGCGAUGUCUGGCUGUGAACUCUACGCAGACAGGACCAAGGAAGGGUUUGAUAUGUAUGGAUACGAUGGGAGGACCUUCAUCACCUUCGACAAGGAGACCCUCACCUGGGUGGCUCCCGACCCUCAGGCCCAGAUCACCCAGUGGAAAUGGGAUGCUAUUCCAGGAAGGAAUCAGGGAAGGAAGGCCUACCUAGAAGAAACCUGCAUUGGGUGGCUGGAGAAGUACCUGUUCUACGGGAAUGAGACGCUGCAGAGGACAGAACCCCCAGGGGUGACGGUGAGAGGCAAGACAGAGGUGGAGGAUGGGAUGGAGACGCAUGUCUGCCGCCUGGAUGGCUUCUACCCCAGGGAGAUCGAUGCCUUCUGGACGAGGGACAGGUUGGUUUGGCUACAGGACACACUUCAUGGGUCUGUAGCCCCCAAUGCAGAUGGGACCUACCACUACUGGCUCAGCAUCCGGAUCGACCCCAAAGAGAGGGGCCGCUAUCAGUGCCACGUGAAGCACGAUGGCCUGCAGGAGCCUCUGGACCUGGCCCUGAAAGAACCAACCAAUUCAAAAUCCAACCGGGAGCUCAUUAUCGGCUGCGUUGUGGGUGGUUUUGUCCUGGUGUUGGUGGUUUUUGUAGUCUCUAAGAAAUGUAGGAUCAUUGAAAAGAGGCACCCCAGUUCCCUCCCUCUCAAAGGCCUUGAUCAAAGAGCAGCAGAGAAGGAUUUCCAUGAAAACCUUCCUCCCCGCGCAGCUGCCGUGGCUGCUGCUUCCCCCAAUUCCCCUCGGUCCAUCCGAGAAGCAUCAG